GAACAGUAUGGUGGGUUUCCCAGGUACAUCCCCAGGUGAGGAGCCCAGGUCCAGUCAGUGUAUAUCCCGGCCCCUUGUACUGCAGUGGCAGUGUGUCUCCAGUGCUCGCAGACCCCACACGCUUCUAUCUCUGCUCCACAACGUAUCGCAGAUAUGAAAUUGGCGGUGAAGACCAGUGCCCUCUUGCUAGCGGCGCUGCUGGGGCUGGUGGACUCUCAGAUGUACUUUCCGAGCCGUCCUCAGAGGAAUCGCGAUGAAAACAGCGAUGAGGUUAUUUUUCCAAAACCGACAAAUUUUCCCCGGAGGUCAGUUGUUUUUCCGCAGCCAGCUGUUUCUCUCCAGGGAUUUCUAGAGGCUAAUGGACAAAUUGGCCAAGCACCUCGACAGUCCAAUACUGAACAAUUUGGGAAUAAUCAAGGCGUCACAAUAAUUAGACAACCAGGUAAUUUUCGACUAGUCGAGAAUGGCAAAACACCUCCAGUAAUUCGACAGCCUAAUCGUCAACAGCAAGGUCUAGGUGGUCAAGGAUUCGCAGGAACUCAACAGCCAAUUAGUAAUAUACAAAUUGGCAGUAUUGUAACACCCUUUCCACAACAAUUUAAUCCUCAAUUUGGAAAUAGUCAAAUAAGCCCAGGAAUUGGUGAAAGUUUCCGAGAGGUGCUACAGCCUGAGCGCCGUCAAGAAACCGGGAGUGGUCAAGGAUUUACAGGCACUCAACAGCCUAGACGUCCCCAAACAUCCGGGAAUGGUCAAGGAUUUACAGGCACUCAACAGCCUAGUCGUAACCAACUAUCCGAGAGUGGCCAAGGAUUUACAGGCACUCAACAGCCUAGACGUCCCCAAACAUCCGGGAACGGUCAAGGAUUUACAGGCACUCAACAGCCUAGUCGUAACCAACUAUCCGAGAGUGGCCAAGGAUUUACAGGCACUCAACAGCCUAGACGUCCCCAAACAUCAGAGAGUGGCCAAGGAUUUACAGGCACUCAACAGCCUAGUCGUCCCCAAACAUCAGAGAGUGGCCAAGGAUUUACAGGCACUCAACAGCCUAGUCGUCCCCAAACAUCAGAGAGUGGCCAAGGAUUUACAGGCACUCAACAGCCUAGUCGUCCCCAACACGCUGAAAAUGACCGGGUAACCCCAGUAUCUCAACCAAAUAUUCCCAAUUUCCAACCUGGUAGGGCUGACAAAGAGUUCAUUCCUGGUCAGAGCGGCGGGUCUCCAAGCCGUCGUCGUCACCAUUUGUGUGGAGUGAAACCCACGCCAGGAGAAUGCAGAGGAGCCUUCCCCAGGUUCUACUACAACCCGGAGACAGACCAGUGUGACUGCUUCGUGUACGGCGGGUGCGGACAGGAGGGACUCGAGUCCAGCUACAAGACUCUUGAGGACUGCCACCGGACUUGUCUCCCCAGCAGCCUGCAGGAAGGACCAACUUGCAAUACUGUGUUCGCAGAUGAGCAGAAAGUUUUUCACCACAAACCGCCGCCAAUACAGCCAAACCCCACCUUUUUCCACGAUAGUUUAACCGCCGAUCAGUUUUUAAAACAGGCACUUUUUAGAUUCAAAUAAGUAUCUUACGGGCCACCAUCUAGCUCGUGCCUCAAACAUGACAGUUUAAUAUUAUAUAUAUAGAUACACAUACAGAAUAACCACAGUGAAAAUUUAAAGAUUAACAACCUUUCGACUUAAUCAAACCUUCAUCAGCUCUGAUGAAGGUUUGAAUAAGUCGAAUAUAUAUAUAUAUAUAUAUAUAUAUAUAUAUAUAUAUAUAUAUAUAUAUAUAUAUAUAUAUAUAUAUAUAUAUAUAUUUAAUAACGUACAGACAAUAACACACAAAUAAUUUUUAGAGUAAACUUAGACUAAAAUAUCUACAAUACCAAUCCAACCUCAAGCCAAGCCUGUCCUAGCUGCACAACCCUGAAAGACUACAAAAAAUAGGGCAAACGUCAGUUUUUUUUUUCUUAUGCUGUAACAAACAAGAUUUUCUCGUUCCAUUUAGAGUUGCAUAGCCUGAGGAGUGUUGGCUCAGAUGCAUAGUCUAAGGAUGGGUUGCACCACACGAGAGAAGUCACUUAUGUUGAUAUUCAACAUUUGUGCAACAUUGGUGAACUUCUCUCGUUUUAUAUAAUUUAUAUUUGUACCAGUUUUCUUCCCAUGUAAUUGUUAAUGUUUGUUGUGUUUGUAUUAAUAAAAGGUGAAGACAA
This is a messenger RNA of Procambarus clarkii (red swamp crayfish), 2201 nucleotides long. RefSeq lists its product as uncharacterized. NCBI's taxonomy places the organism in Eukaryota, Metazoa, Arthropoda, Malacostraca, Decapoda, Cambaridae. Gene Ontology annotation, molecular function: serine-type endopeptidase inhibitor activity. The record is from RefSeq and is a predicted model, not a curated record.